GGUGUGGAAAUGCGACGCGCGCAGUUAGUUUCACGAGGGCAUCCACGACGGUUGUGUUCUCCGUCUCCCUCGCUCCUUUUUCCCCCUCCUCGAGGUUAACUCGCAGCUCACGUCACUCCCUACGACGCGACGGAGAGGAACGAUAGUGUGUGUAUCAAGAAGCGCGACGCUUGGUCAUCAUGACAGAGGGGACUCGCAAGGAGGUUCGCGUUUGGUGCGAUGGGUGUUACGAUAUGGUGCAUUUCGGACACGCAAAUUCCUUAAGACAGGCCAAAGCCUUAGGAGAUUAUUUGGUGGUAGGUGUUCAUAAUGAUGAAGAGAUUACGAGACACAAAGGCCCUCCCGUCUUUACUGAACAAGAAAGGUACAAAAUGGUGCGUGGUAUUAAAUGGGUGGACGAAGUAGUCGAAGCUGCGCCUUAUGUCACUACAUUAGAGACAUUAGACAAGUAUAACUGUGAUUUUUGUGUUCAUGGCGAUGAUAUCACAAUGACAGCCGAUGGUGUAGAUACUUAUCAUUUAGUCAAGGCAGCCGGUCGUUAUAGAGAAGUUCAACGGACAGCUGGCGUUUCAACGACCGAUCUUGUGGGACGUAUGCUGCUAAUGACGCGACAGCACUUUCGACAGGGUGACAAUGAGUAUAGCGUUGAUAGAGAACCGAGCAAGCGCAUGGGUCAAGAUAGAACUGCUCGGAGUCCAUGGACUGGCUGUUCGCAAUUUUUGCCAACCACGCAGAAAAUAAUACAAUUCAGCGACGGCAAGAGUCCUCAGCCAGAAGACAAGAUUGUAUACGUGGCAGGCGCAUUCGAUCUCUUCCAUGUGGGGCACUUGGACUUCUUGGAAGUCGCUAAGAAGGAGGGCGACUAUCUCAUAGUCGGACUGCACACGGAUCCAGCCGUUAACCGAUACAAGUGCGGCAAUCAUCCCAUUAUGAACCUUCAUGAACGAGUUCUCAGUGUGUUGGCAUGUAAGUACGUCAAUGAAGUUGUAAUCGGCGCACCAUAUGCAGUCACAAGAGAUCUAAUGGAACAUUUCAAUGUCUCUGUCGUGUGUCAUGGACAAACGCCCAUAAUGCCCUGCGAAGAUGGUUCAGAUCCAUAUGCAGAACCCAAGAAGCAAAAUAAAUUUAAAUUGUUAGAUAGUGGUAACGACAUGACGACGGAGAAAAUAGUCGAAAGAAUCAUUCUUCACAGGUUGGAAUACGAGGAUAGAAAUUUAAGAAAGGAGAAAAAAGAGCUUGCCGCUUACGAAGCCCUCAUGAAGUCUGAGAAAAAUGACAACAUUGAAUAAUUAUUUGUUUUGUUGCUUUCCACAAACGUUUACAGUGUGUAUGUGUGAUAAUCAGAUUUUAUAAAGUUAAUAUGUAAAUAUGAUGUCACACUGGCACUCAAUUUAUCGUUUCGAAAUGCCUUACAUAGAGUUGAAGUAAACACUUAUAGUUGUUCGACACGCUAGAAAAGUCGAUUAAUGACAUGGGAAGAUCAAUUUUGAUUUUUAUUUGUUGCAAAAUGCAAUGAAAAAUAAUACACAAUGAUAAUUAUGAAAUAUUUUAUAUGCAAGGUGUGCCAGAACUAUCGCCAUUUGUUUCUCUUCACUAGAUUUUUUACCAAUUUCUGAGUUCAUUUUUCUUACAUAUAUCAGUAUCUAUUUAGAAUUACGAGUAGAAGAGAAUAAUAUUUAAUUUUUUUAUGUAAUGAGCUUUGAGUAAAAUUUUAAUUUGAGGUUUUAUCAAUUAAAUGUGACGUGGUACAAGAUCUUUUUUUAUGAUCGGUUAUUAAAUAUCGGUUAUUAAAUAUUGCGUAAAGAGCUCAAGUCUAUCUUUAGCUUUAGACAAACUUUAACUGAAUCCUUAUCAUAUUGCAAUUGUACUAAUAUGAAAUUGAUUUUGAAAAUC
This is a messenger RNA of Camponotus floridanus (Florida carpenter ant), 1893 nucleotides long. It is a transcript of the gene Pect, whose product is annotated as ethanolamine-phosphate cytidylyltransferase. Bases 180 to 1289 code for a protein of 369 amino acids. Gene Ontology annotation, molecular function: ethanolamine-phosphate cytidylyltransferase activity. Gene Ontology annotation, biological process: phosphatidylethanolamine biosynthetic process. Gene Ontology annotation, cellular component: cytoplasm. The record is from RefSeq and is a predicted model, not a curated record. NCBI's taxonomy places the organism in Eukaryota, Metazoa, Arthropoda, Insecta, Hymenoptera, Formicidae. The transcript has 6 exons.